CGCCCGGGCGACGCGGAGCGUGACAGCGCAGCGGACCGUUCUGCCCCACGACUGCAAUCAGCUGCCUUUCAAGGACAAGAUGUUGAUAAAUAUAAAAAGCCUCUUAUGGAUGUACUCAAUCUUAAUAGUAACCCAUGUACUACAUAAAGUCAAAGCGGAAAAAAGCCCCGUUAAGGGCUCCCUGGCUGGAAGAGUCAGCCUACCUUGCCAUUUUUCAACCAUGCCUACCUUACCACCCGGCUCUAACACCAGUGAAUCUCUCAGAAUCAAGUGGUCUAAGAUCGAAGCGGACAAAAGUGGAAAAGAUUUAAAGGAAACUACUGUUCUUGUGGCCCAGCAUGGAAAUAUCAAAAUUGGUCAAGACUACAAAGGGAGAGUGUCAGUGCCUACGCAUCCGGAGGACGUGGGCGACGCCUCCCUCACCGUGGUUAAACUGCGUGCUAGUGACGCAGGAGUCUACCGGUGUGACGUCAUGUAUGGGAUUGAAGACACUCAGGACACAGUGUCACUUGCCGUGGAUGGGGUUGUGUUUCACUACAGGGCUGCAACUAGUAGGUAUACUCUAAAUUUUGAGACUGCUAAGAAGGCUUGCUUGGACAUUGGGGCAGUCAUAGCAUCCCCAGACCAGCUUUUUGCUGCAUAUGAAGAUGGAUUUGAACAGUGUGAUGCAGGCUGGCUAUCUGAUCGAAGCGUUAGAUAUCCCAUCCGGGCCCCUCGAGAAGGCUGCUAUGGAGACAUGAUGGGAAAGGAAGGGGUCAGGACUUAUGGAUUCCGUUCUCCUCAGGAAACCUAUGAUGUGUAUUGUUAUGUGGAUCAUCUGGAUGGCGAUGUGUUCCAUAUCACCAUUCCCAAUAAAUUCACUUUUGAGGAGGCUGCAGAAGCGUGUGAAGACCAGGAUGCUCGGCUCGCAACGGUUGGGGAACUCCAGGCUGCUUGGAGAAACGGCUAUGACCAGUGUGAUUAUGGGUGGCUUCUGGAUGCCAGCGUGCGUCACCCUGUGACUGUGGCCAGGGCCCAGUGUGGAGGUGGUCUACUUGGGGUGAGAACCCUGUAUCGUUUUGAGAACCAGACAGGCUUUCCUCCCCCUGAUAGCAGAUUUGAUGCCUACUGCUUUAAACCAAAACAGAAUAUAUCAGAGGCUACAACCACCGAAAUGAAUAUCCUCAUAGAAACAGCAGCGGCCAGUUUAUCCAAAGAACCACAAAUGGUACUCGACAGAACCACACCAAUCAUCCCUUUCACUACCAAAUUACCUAUCAUUACUGCAACGUUCCCUCCUGCAGGAAAUAUAGUUAAUUUUGAACAAAAAUCCACAGUUCAAUCACAGGCUGUCACAGACAGAUUAGUCACUAAGUCACCCACACCUGCCUGGGAUAUGAAGAAGCCUUGGGAUAUGGACAACUCCUUAGCAUCUGUUUCAAGACAACCUGAAAAGCCAGACACAUCUGACAUUGAGGGAGAAGUACUCAGAAGUACCACUAACAUCUUCCACCAUGCUACUGAUGCAUGGGAUGCUGUCACAGAAGAUACACAAACACAAGAUUCUGUUACUCAGGCUGAACAAAUAGAAGUGGGGCCUUUAACAUCUAUAGAGAAUUCAAAGUACAUUCCUUCCAAGGAAUUGUCCAUAACGGAAACACCAUUAGUAACUGAAAAGAAAACCAUAAGCAUGACUCCUGAAUUGGUGACCACAAGUGACUAUGGAUUCGCCUUGGGAGAAGAUGAUAGUGAAGACAUAACACUUACAAGUAGAUCUGGUCAGAGCACUUGGGUCUUUAGUCAAAUACCAGAAGUCAUUACUGUAUCAAAGUCCUCAGAAGAUACCACUCCCUCUCAGCUGGAAGAUCUGGAGUCUAUGUUGGCAUCCACAGUUGUUUCACCUGUAACUGUGCCUGACAAAUAUGGAUCAUCCACAGACAGUGGAGAAGAAAAACAAACAAAUGGUAAGGCAACUAAAGAGUUUUUUGACAAGUUUUUAUCUACUACACCUUUUGAACCACAUCUUACAGAAGUAGACUUAUUUCCUUAUUCUGGUGAUUCAAUGUUAGUAGAAGGAACACCCACAGCUAUUCAUCCCUCACCACAAGCAGAAAUAACGCAAGGAAAAGAAAUAACCACAGCACCAAGACCAGAGGGGAGAACAGACACUUACACAGAUGAUGGAAUGCAAGAAAAGGUGACCAAAGAUUCACUGACACAUAAACCAGAAGAAGAGGAUUUCUCUGGAAUGAAGGUCUCUACACCUUCUUUUGAGCAAGUUGAUUUUACAGAGCCUUCCCCAACACUGACAACAGUGAAAUUAAGAGCCAUGCCAACAGAAGCAAGAGAUGUGGAGGAAGUCACCACAGCUCAUAGAUUAGAAGCAGAUGACUUUCAAGAUACUAUAAAGUAUGAUGAAGAUAUCACAACAGCUCAUUUGACCCGCAGUACUUUUGUGGAGGUGGUCACUGUCUCAAAGUGGUCAUGGGAAGAAACCAAUGCAACGUCAAAGCCCUUAGAUGCCACAGAAGAUGCAGGUGCCCCCAAAUUACCCCCCAUAUUCCUCACAACUAUCGGGGUGAAUGGAAAGGAUGAAGAAGCCCCAAGUUUCACAGAAGAAGGAAGAGAUCAAGUUGCUUUUAUUCCAGAUAGUACUCCAUCAACAUUGGAAAAGUUGACUGAGAAAGACUUCACUUUGGGGAAAUUCACAGUUCAAGAUCAGCCAACUCCAUCUGUUGGCACUGCAGAGAUGUCAACUCUGAGACAGUCUACAACUGAAGGAAGAGUUCUCCCUGCUACAAGCACAGAAGGUCAGGUUGUUCAUGUGACACUGGAAGAAAGUGGUUUGGGUGAAGGAGAAGACAUAGAUGCCUCCAAACCACUAUUUACUCUGCCUCCAAUUACACACAUCUCAGAGGCAGAAGAUUUGGCAUUUGUUAAUGAUAGUAGCACGCAGGAGCCUACUCCUUAUGUGGCUACUUCCCAUACCAUUCCUUUUUCUGUAAUUCCCAAGACAGAAUGGGGAGUACCUUCUGUUACAUCAGAAGGUGAAGUUCUAGGUGAACCUUCCCAAGACAUACAAGUCAUUGAUCAGACUCACCUAGAAGCAACUAUGUCUUCUGAAACAUUGAGAACAACCACAGAAAUCACACAGGCAACCAGUCAGGAUGAAUUCAUUUGGAACGAGCAAACCACCAGGAAACCAGUGCCUCCUCUCAGUUCUACAGCAAGCAGGCCAAGAGAGGCAACACCAUUCGAUGAGGAAGAGGGUAACGGAUCAGCAUAUACAGUCUUUGAAGAUAGUUUGGUGACAGAUUCUGACAGAAUCUCUGUUUUAGAACCAACUUCGGUUGGAAAAAUUGAAGAUGGUCUGGCAUACUCACCUGGUGCAAUCACUGAGCACAAAGCAGAGACAGAUGAGAUGGUAACACUAACAUCGAGCAUCAAGCCAAAAGUAGUUGUAAGUCCAGAAGCUGAAGGGAGUAGUUCAACAGAGUUUGUGUCACCUUUGAGUCCUUUCAGCACUCACGUCACCGAGCUGGUCAGGGAAACCACCACCGAGGAAGGAGAGAAAACAUCCCUGGAUGACAUUGAGGCAGGCUCAGGAUUAUUUGAAAAGCCCCAAACCACAGAACUUACAAGUGAUAUCAUAGCCACUUUCGGUUCAAUAGACAGACUUCACCCAACUUCAGCAUUGGAACUGCCUUCAGCACCCACUGAGAAGCCACAUCUCAUUGACUGGGAGCCCAUUGAGAAAAGUACCCUUGACACAGUACUUAUUACAGACACAACAUCCCAGGUCCCUCCCCCCACCCUCACUGAUACUACAACUAAGGCAAUAGAAACUGGUAUUGAUAAAGAGUAUUAUUCGACUUCAAAGACUUCUGCUACCCAACCAACAAGAAUACCCACUUUGGAAAGCGAAGAAGCACUUUCCACUCCACAGCCCUCAGAAGGGACAAAAUUCCACCAUGACAUAAAUGUUUAUAUUAUUGAGGUCAGAGAAAACAAGACAGGUCGAAUGAGUGAUUUGAGUGUAAUGGGUCAUCCAAUAGAUUCAGAAUCUAAAGAAGAUGAGCCUUGUAGUGAAGAAACAGAUCCAGUGCACGAUCUAAUUGCUGAAAUUUUAACUGAAUUACCCAGUGUCAUAGACAUAGAUAUCUAUCACAGUGAAGAAAAUGAAGAGGAAGAUGACGACUGUACAAAUGGCACUGAAGUGACCACCACUCCAUCCGUGCAGUACAUAAAUGGCAAGCAACUCGUCACCACGGUGCCCAGGGACCCAGAAGCUGCAGAAGCCAGACGUGGCCAGUUUGAAAGUGUUGCUCCUUCUCAAAAUUUCUCAGACAGCUCUGAAAGUGAUAGCCAGCGGUAUGAAAUGACAGAAACAGAACUCUCUAACAGAGGCCAACCAAAUGAAUCUCAAGAAACCACUGAAUUUCUGGAAAUGACCUGGAAACCUGAGACUUAUCCUGAAUCAACAGAGCAGUUUUCAAGUGGUGAGCCAGAUAUUUUCCCCACAGUCCCAGUCCUUGAAGGAAAAGACAUAGAGAGGGCCGAGUCCACCACGAAGAGAGGUUUUAACCUUGAAAACCUGACACAUGAACCUGGUGAACCUGCAACUCUGUUUCCUGAGGAGUCUUCAGGAGAAGCGGCCAUUGAACAAGUAUCUCAGGAAAUGGUCCCUUCUAGGGCUACAGAAGCAAUAUUAGGUGAAGAGGCAGAAAAUAGUCCUAUCACGUACACUCCCAGAAUGCUUCCAGACUCUGUACCAGCAUAUGUGUCAGAGGAAGGAUCAGUUACCCAACCAGGAAAUCCAGGCUCUUUGUCUACCCUAGAAAGCUGGGUGGAACUGACAACUGGACAAAUUGUAGAGUUCUCAGGGAGUUCUUUGGCUCCAAUUCUAGAAGGCUCUGGGGAGGUAGACGAGGAUAGAGAGAAAAUGUUUCCCACAGUAACUGAUUUGUCACAGGUGAAUAGUACAGAUGCGCUGAUUACCUUAGAUUCAAACAACAAAAUGAUCACAGAGAGCCUUCUGGAUGUUCCUGAAACUGCCAUAUAUACGGUUUCAGAACAACCUUUGGUUGAAGUGGUGCCUACUCAAUUUUUAAGUGAAGUAGACACUUCUGACUGGGGUAUGAGCACGUACCUUGAAGGAAAGCAAAAGAAAAAGGAGGGAGAGGGAGCUACAGGUACAGAAUCUAGAGUUGAGAUAUACUCAACAACACGUGAGGCAAAAGAACUCGGCUUACCCCUUGAAUCAGAAAAUGCCAGUGUAGCUCCAUCUAGUGAGUCAGCUAUGGCCAGUGAAAGCUCUUUGAUGAUCCCCACAGAGUUUGAGAAGAACAUGAAAAAAUCGACUCCUAUCUUCACAGAAGCGAAUGUGGCAAUCAAUUUUGGGGAACAGCCCUUUGAACCAAGCAGUAGCAGUCAGUUGAGGGUCCAGGAAGAGCUGUCCACUCUUCAAAGUAGCCCUAUCUCUCAUUUUAUGGAGCAGGGCUCAGGAGAAGCUGCUGCUACCCCAGAAUCCAUGACAGUUUCCUCAUUUUCAUUAAAGUUGGACUCUGAAAUUCAAUCGCAAAGGGAAGCAGCUGCCACUCCAUCUCCCCAUGUGGAAACCUCAUUCUCCUCUAAGCCAACAGGACUAGCUUUGAGUACAAUCAUGAACAGAGAAGCUACUGAAAUUAUAAACCAAACAUCCAAGGAAAAAUUAAUGGCAGAAGUGGCAGGAGCACCAACUCCCAGGGCAGAAAUGAGGGACUUUUCCACCGGCUCUCCUGGGGAAGAAGGUUUCAGUGGUGACUUUGGAGACUACUCAACAGUGUCUUAUCCUAUUACAAGUGAUAGAACAAUGAUGGAAGGUUCUGGGUAUGCAUCAAUUACAAAUGAUCAGAUUUCACCAUCUGUAAUACCCACUUCAGACCACAGCCAUGUAUUGUCUAACUCAGAACAACCCAGCAGCACUAUGGUAAGCACUUCAGCCUUCCCAUGGGAAGAGUUUGCAGCUUCAGCUGAGGGCUCAGGUGAGCAACUGGUCCCUGGCAGAAGCUCUGCCAACCCAGUGAGUCCCACUGAUGCAGAAAACCUUUCUGAUACAGAUUCUUCAUUGCUUGAUCAAGGAUUGGAAGAAAUGAGUGUCAUGAAUGAAACUGAUAAAAGAGUCACAAUUUUACCAACAGUAGAAGCUGAAAGUACUGCAGACUCAUCGGAAAAGGGAGAAGUAAAGGCCGAUGGCAGAAUUGCAGUGGACUUUCUUCAAACAAUAGAGCCAUCUACAUUAUGGUCUACGCCAGAAGUCAGUUCUAUAAGCCAAGCAAUUCAAAGUACAACAGUAUCAGACAGAACAAUCCAAGAACAAAGGCCUUUUGAAUUCUUCCAAAGUUCUCUUGUAUCAGAACAUACAACUUUUGGUACACAAAUAUAUCCUGAACUCCAAACCACAGAUGAUUCUAUACUAACAAUGAAGAAGACUUUUAGCAAUGACAAAGAAAUGGAGGAGGAAAGCAUGUCCUUACUUCAUAUGUCUACUCCAUAUUCAGAUCCAAAAGGCUUGGAGUCAUAUACUCCCCUCCCUGAAACUACUGAGAGGCCAGACUCUUCCUUAGCUCCUGUCUUAGUGACUGAACUUCUACCCACUGAAAAUGUGAGAACAGAUUCAUCAAUUAACAAGGAUGGAAGAAUAGAACUAAUUCCCGAAAAUAUGAGACCAAUAUUGAAAGAGUCAGAUACUGAUCUCUUAUUCUCUGGAUUGGGAUCAGGAGAAGAAGUUUUGCCUCCUCUCCCUACAAUGUCAGUGAAUUUUACUAAAAUGGAACAAAUAAUAAGCACAUCGUAUCCCCACAUGGUGAGUUUAGCAACAAGCAUCUCAAGUGGUAACAUGGAAGACUAUGAGAGAAUUGGAAGUGUGGCAAAUGAAAUUAGAACAUUCAUUUCCAAAACAGACAACAUCUCUGAAGGUACAGAGGCAGUAUCUGACACAACCUUAAUAGAAAUAUUAAGUGACAUUGGAGCAGAAGGACACACUACAGCACCUCUUCCUCUCUCCAGAGACAUUGAUCACCCUCAAAAUCAGACCAUCAAAUGGGAAGAAGAAAUUCAGACUAGUCAACCUCAAACCAGAAUUGAACAAACUUCUAGUAAGAACUCUUCAACCUCAGAAACUGAAGAAACAUCAACUUCUUCUGCUGUUUUUCUGCCUAGAACGUAUGGUCUUGAAAUGGCCAAAGAAUUUGUUAUGUCAAUACCAAUGCCAACUGACAUGUCUCAUGAAAAUUCUGGAGAAGGAUCUGGAGAAAUGAAUAGUUUUGAUUUAUUCCACACUUCUAAAACAACUGAAGCCACCAAGCAAGGAAGCACUCCAUUUGUUUCUGAUGGAUUCCUGGAAAAGCAUCCUGAGGCACCACGUGCUGAAGCUGGGAAGGCUGAUGUGUAUGCAACCAUCUCAGCAAUGCUGCCUCUUCAUCCAGAAGCAAACGAAACCUCACCUAAUCUGGUUAGCAUGUUGCCAACUACAGUGCCACAUGAGAGGCCCACAGAAGGCAGAGCAGGUAGUUUCCAAGAUCAUCUUGAGGCACUAAAAGAUUCUACCUCAAAACCGAACAGAAGAAAAUCUAGUGAAAAUAUUAUUAUAGAUCUGGACAAAGAGGAUAUGGAUUUAAUACUGACAGUUACUGAGAGUAGCAUCCUUGAAAUUCUACCUGAGCUAACAUCAGACAAAAACACUAUCAUAGACAUCGAUCACACUAAACCUAUAUAUACAGAUAUCCUUGGAAUGCAAACAGACAUAGAUCCAGACAUACCAUCAGGACCACAUGGAAGUAAUGAAGAAAACAGUCAAGUUCAAGAGAAGGUGACAGCUGAUAACCUUUCUUUAACUAAGGAGUCAUCAGAAGGUUUUGGUGAUACUCUUUUGGCUAGCAAUACUCAGCCAACAUACAGUGAAUCCAUGACUUUGGAAGACAGAAACCUCUUAGAUCACAGGGGUUUUGAUUCUGCAGCUGGGACUCCUGUUCCUACUAGAGAAACAGAUGUAGAUAUUUUACUUCCCACAGCAUCAUCCCUGCCCAUUCCUAGGAAGUCUACCACAACGAAUCCAGAGAUCAAAGAACUAGAAAGUAAAGCAAUACCUCUGGAUGACAUAUUUGAAUCAAGCACUUUGUCUGAUGGUCAAGCUAUUGCAGACCAAAGUGAGAUAAUAUCAACCAUGGGGCACUUGGAAAGGACACAGGAGAACUUUGAAGAAAAGAAACAUACAGAUUCUUCUUUUCAGCCAGAGUACUCUUCAGGAGAUGAGGAGGCAUUGAUAGACUCCACUUCCUAUGUAAGUAUCACUAGUAUCCACCACACAGCUCCGAGUUUAACAGAAGCUUCUCAUGGGCUGGGAGUAUCCAGCCCUUCCUAUUACACUGACACAGCCUCUGCAGUGUCAGCAUUUAUGCGUCUGCCUUCUCAGGUGCCGCCCUCUCCAUUCCCUGUUUACGUAGGCAGCAGAGCCUCUGAACACCCAGAGAUUCUUGAACCAAGUGCUCCACCAGCUACAGAAGCUGGAUCAUCUCAGAGGCCUCCCAAUGAUUCUUUUAAAGAAGCUCAUACAAAGAGUGAAGUAACUGUCAAGCCAUCAAGUGAAGAAGACGUUCAUAGAACAGAGACUCCGUUUGUAUCUCCUGACACAGAACUUUCAGAAGACAAACCCAGGUUGUCAGAAGUCACAGAAUCAACUGCUGAAGAAGAAACAGAGUCCUCCCAUGAUUCAACAAGCAAAAGCAAUUAUCUCCUCUCUGGGGAAAGUAUUGAGGUGUUUCUCAGUAGCAGAACACCUGAGGCUGAAACCAUUACAACAGCUGCCAGUGAAAAUAAGUUAGAAGAUGCUACACAGUGGCCACAUUUUAGUUCUGCUUCUGCAACUUUCAGGGCUUCAUUGGUGCCUACACCUCACCCCCAGACAUCUGAGAGGCCCACCACCCCUCCUUCUUUGGAAAGAUACCCUGAAACACACGCAGUUUUAAUGAGAGGGCAGGGUUCCACAGUGGCAGCAUCAGAGAAACAAGUGGAAUUAAGAAUACUUGAUUCAAGCAAUCAGGCAACAAUAAGCACUGUGGAUUCAAAUACUGAGCUUGCAACAUCACCAUUUUCCCUUCUGGAUACUAAGGAAACUGAUUUCCUGAUUGGCAUUAAUGAAGAGUCGGUGGAAGGCACAGCAGUCUAUUUACCAGGACCUGAUCGGUGCAAAACAAACCCGUGCCUUAAUGGGGGCACCUGCUACCCUACUGAAACUUCCUAUGUGUGCACUUGUGUGCCAGGAUUCAGUGGAGACCAGUGUGAACUUGAUUUUGAUGAGUGUCACUCUAACCCUUGUCGGAAUGGCGCUACUUGCGUGGAUGGCUUCAAUACAUUUAGAUGCCUCUGCCUUCCAAGCUAUGUCGGCGCACUUUGUGAACAAGACACUGAGACGUGUGACUAUGGCUGGCACAAAUUCCAAGGGCAGUGCUACAAAUACUUCGCCCACCGACGCACUUGGGAUGCCGCUGAAAGGGAAUGUCGCCUGCAGGGAGCCCACCUCACCAGCAUCUUGUCUCAUGAAGAGCAAGUGUUUGUGAACCGUCUGGGCCAUGAUUAUCAAUGGAUAGGCCUCAAUGACAAGAUGUUUGAGCACGACUUCCGUUGGACUGAUGGCAGCACAUUGCAAUAUGAAAACUGGAGACCCAACCAGCCAGACAGCUUCUUUUCUGCUGGAGAAGAUUGCGUUGUAAUCAUUUGGCACGAGAAUGGCCAGUGGAAUGAUGUUCCCUGCAAUUACCAUCUCACCUACACUUGCAAGAAAGGAACAGUUGCUUGUGGCCAGCCCCCUGUUGUAGAAAAUGCCAAGACCUUUGGAAAGAUGAAGCCUCGUUAUGAAAUCAACUCCUUGAUUAGAUACCACUGCAAAGAUGGUUUUAUUCAACGCCACCUUCCUACUAUCCGAUGCCUAGGAAAUGGAAGAUGGGCAAUGCCUAAAAUAACCUGCAUGAACCCAUCUGCAUACCAAAGGACUUAUUCUAAGAAAUACUUAAAAAAUUCCUCAUCAGCCCAGGACAAUUCAAUAAAUACAACAAAACACGAUCAUCGUUGGAGCCGGAGGUGGCAGGAGUCGAGGCGCUGAUCCUUUACAUGGCGAACAUGUGUUUUCAUCAUUACAGCCAAAGUCCUAACUUCUUGUGCCUUUCUUAUCACCUCGAGAAGUAUUAUCAGUUGCUUUGGAGUUUUGGAUCACCGUCCAGUCGUUUUGGGUGGCUGUGCCCCCAAGACGAACGUAUUGACACUCAAAAAGAAAGUGAACAAAAAAGGAAAGGGAACGAGGGCAGAAAAGACCAUUUCCAGCCUACUUAAUUUCUUUAGCUUUCUGUUUGUCUCCAGUGCAGAACAUUUCAUCACAUAUACCAGCCUUCUGUACUAUUUAAAAAGCUUAAUUCCAGCACCGAUGGCCAUGUAAAUAAGAUGAUUUAAUGUUGAUUUUUUAAAAAUCCUGUAUAUAAAAUAAAAAAGAUCACACUGA
Dipodomys ordii (Ord's kangaroo rat) is the source of this 10510-nucleotide messenger RNA. It is a transcript of the gene Vcan, whose product is annotated as versican. The record is from RefSeq and is a predicted model, not a curated record. Gene Ontology annotation, molecular function: calcium ion binding; hyaluronic acid binding. Gene Ontology annotation, biological process: cell adhesion. The transcript is spliced from 15 exons. Lineage: Eukaryota; Metazoa; Chordata; Mammalia; Rodentia; Heteromyidae. The coding region runs from base 80 to 10117 and encodes 3345 amino acids.